AUGUUUUGGUGUCGUAUUCAAGCCCUGCUGGCAUGCCUCGCGGUCACAUCUGUUAUGGUCGCAGCCUCACCUUCAUUCGUCUUGGACCAAAAUCUUUUUCGCCGCAUCAACAAAAACUCUAAGACUUCCAACCAAGAUGGCGACCCCGGUAUUUUCCCCGGAGGAAAGAGCUCUUUUCUCCGCGACGGAUGGCGUGUGCUUCCUCCUAUCGAGGGUGCCUAUAUUGACAAUUCCACAUUUAAGGUCGACGAUAAGGGCUCUUUUCUUACUGCCUACGUCACAAAAGACUACAAUGCCUCCAAGAUCAAGCGAGCUGUCAUUCAAGUUCACGGUAUGUACCGUGACUCUUGGAACCAGUUCACAUAUGUCAGUAAUUCUUUGAAGGCCGCUGCGAGUCGUCAAGUCAUUCAAGAAGAUGAAGCUUUGAUUAUUACUCCAAUGUUUUUCUCUAUUAUGGAUAAGGGUGCAUACCCAGUGAACAAAAACAAUGUCAGUAGCUCCAAGGCACUCGUUUGGGAUGAUCACACCUGGGGCGAUUGUCAAAAUGCUGUGCUUCCCUCCUACAACGAUGAUGGUGAGCUUGCUAACCCUUCGUAUAGCGCGAAGAGGUCGGAUAUUCCUGUGGAUGAUUUGAGCGAACAUGUCGAAGGCAAGCGCGCUUUGGCUGAGACUUCGCGGGCUAAAGCUAAGGCAAAGGGCCCUGAAGCGUCUGCACCUGACGCUUUGGACUCAAUUAUUGAUUUUCUUUCUGAUGAGAAGAAGUUCCCGAAUCUUGAAAAGAUUGUGUUGUCUGGAUUCAGUCUGGGUGCCCAAUUGAUGAAUCGUUAUCUUGCGAUGCGUCCUAGCUCGCCGCAAGACUCGAAGUUACUCUUUGUUAUCUCGAGUCCUGCGUCUCUUAUGUAUUUGACCCCCCAUCGUCCUUUGAAGGUACCCAAAGACUGCCCGCGCUACAACAACUACAAGUACGGUUUAGACGGUCAUAUGCCCGACUAUUACAAACGUCAUAAGAAAGACGACUCGGUGAAUGACAUGCGUAAGCGCUACGUAGAGCGCCAGCAGUUCUACUUUGUCGGUAUGGACGACACAACUGACACCGACACUAGGUGCGAAGCCCGGACGCAAGGCCAUGGUCACUUAGAGCGCAUGGACAACUGGAUCAAAGAGCUCUCGAAUUUGUUGGAGUAUAGUGACAACCAAAACCUUGAUGAUACUGUCGGUUAUUACCCAGUGAAGAAAGUAUCCCAUGAUAUCAACUCGAUUCUGCAAACGGAACAAGCGCAGAAUGUCUUUUUCAAAUUUAAUUCCGGUAAGGAUAUGUCCAUUCCAGGUCGUCAUGAUAAAAAUGAAGCAUCAUGCAUGAGUACGCAUUCGAUGUUGAUGAAGGUGUCGAUAUUGGUGUCCUUGUUUACAAUAAUUUUCGCCUAA
Molecule: messenger RNA, 1425 nt
Organism: Malassezia restricta
Lineage: Eukaryota; Fungi; Basidiomycota; Malasseziomycetes; Malasseziales; Malasseziaceae
Exons: 1
Coding region: 1-1425 (474 amino acids)
Source: RefSeq, a predicted model, not a curated record